AUCUGUGGAGAGUCGCCCUAUUCACAGAAGGAAUUAUUAUAUUUCUGAGGAAUGUAAUGAAUAAAUGCUAGAUGGAAAUAUUUAAUGUCAUACCAUGGAAUAUUUAAGGCAAACACAGUAAUUGCAUCUCCAUGGAGACAAGUAGGUAGCGGACCCUCUACUAGAAAAGUUCCACAGUAAAAUCUAAAUAAUAAUAAUACAGAAAUAAAAUCUAUACCAUGUAUCAAUGCAGCUGUGUUCUGAAUGCAGUGCUAUAGAACUGUAUUGACUUUCCCCGGGCACAGCACAGUUGGCACCCUUUCCCUCGGCAGAUCAGUUGGUGUUGCUUAUUUUGAGGCAGCACGGAGCAGUGGGGGUUGGCAAAGUUUGGGUGACGAGAGUGGACGGAUGCAGAGGGCGCUAACGAUUUUUCUAACUUUUUGGUGAGCUCGUCCGGACUGCAUGACCCGAGGAGAUUUAAGUCAUCAUCGGCAGUCCAUCCACGCUGCUGCUGCAAGUCAUAAUGGCAGAGUGAAGAUGGGAGACUGGAACAUCCUAGGGGGGAUUUUGGAGGAGGUGCAUAUCCAUUCCACGAUGGUAGGAAAGAUCUGGCUCACCAUCCUCUUCCUGUUCCGUAUGCUUGUGCUGGGGGUUGCAGCAGAGGACGUGUGGAAUGACGAGCAGAAAGACUUUAUAUGUAACACUGAACAGCCUGGGUGCAGAAACGUGUGCUAUGACCUGGCCUUCCCCAUCUCACUCAUCCGAUACUGGGUUCUGCAGGUCAUUUUUGUAUCUUCGCCCUCACUGGUUUACAUGGGCCAUGCUCUGUACAGGCUCCGUGCACUGGAGAAGGAGCGGCAGAAGAAGAAGGUCCUGUUGAAGAGAGAGCUGGAGUUGGUGGAUGUGGAGUCGGUGGAGACGAGGAAGAAGAUUGAGCGUGAGAUGAAGCAGGUGGACCAAAGUAGGCUGAACAAAGCUCCUCUGAGGGGCUCUCUGCUGCGCACAUAUGUGACCCACAUCGUCACACGCUCUGUGGUAGAGGUGCUCUUCAUGACAGGACAAUAUCUCCUCUAUGGUUUUCAUCUCCACCCACUCUUUAAAUGUGAGAGGAGUCCAUGUCCCAAUGCAGUGGACUGCUAUGUCUCCAGACCCACUGAGAAAAGCGUCUUCAUGGUCUUCAUGCAGUGCAUCGCAGCGAUUUCCCUUUCACUAAAUAUUCUUGAGAUUAUGCAUUUAGGCUACAAAAAGAUCAAGAGGGUGAUUUUAGACUUAUACCCAAGGUUCAGAAACAGCACAGAUGAACUUGAGGACUAUUUUGCGAGCAAAGGUAAAAAAGAAUCUGUAAUACAAAUGUACACCAGCUCAGCUAGAAAGGCAACUAUUGCCUCAGCUCCAAGUGACUACAACCUCCUGGAGAGGGUCCACGGCACCAUCAUGUAUCCCAGCCUCAUGAAAUCAUCAGCUUUCCUACCUCUACAACAAGAAGAUGGCUCUAAAUGUUCUGCCCACAGCCCCCCCCAGUGUGAGUGUACUGCCACUGCAGAUGAGCCCUGCUCUGCAUGCUAUGAUUUCCUGGUGACUCCAAAGCCAGAGGCUGAGGACUCCCUACAGGUAAUACAUCAUGUAAAGGACAACGAGAGCAGUGAGACAACCAGCCCUGAAGCUGCUAAACUCCCAGAGAAGAAAGUGGCUCACUCCUCCUCUUUCCCCACACUGCCAGCGAGCGCUGUGAGGAGGCCAGUCCGAGCGCACAGUUCUUUUAAAUUCUCUACAGUGUUGGAGGGCAGAAGCUCAGACACAGACUCAUAUGGUGGAGCCAAGGCCAGUAGCCUGCACACAUCUCCUCAGAUACACUCAGCACAACUGAAGGCCCAUAGUCCACAUUCUACCUCUGAGUCUCAGGACAACUCCAGCUCUGGCUCCAGACAUCACCCCAGACCCCCCUCCUCCAGCUGCAAGGCCUCCAUGGCAAGUACUUCAAGCAGCAGACGAGCACCAGAUCUGCAGAUCUAAAGACAGCAUCUACAGAACCUUUGUUUAUUUUCAGGGGUGUUACUAGGA
Molecule: messenger RNA, 2040 nt
Organism: Boleophthalmus pectinirostris (great blue-spotted mudskipper)
Lineage: Eukaryota; Metazoa; Chordata; Actinopteri; Gobiiformes; Gobiidae
Gene: gja9a
Product: gap junction protein alpha 9a
Exons: 2
Coding region: 442-1992 (516 amino acids)
Biological process (GO): cell communication
Cellular component (GO): connexin complex
Source: RefSeq, a predicted model, not a curated record